Molecule: messenger RNA, 668 nt
Organism: Rubroshorea leprosula
Lineage: Eukaryota; Viridiplantae; Streptophyta; Magnoliopsida; Malvales; Dipterocarpaceae
Source: the annotation of a GenBank genome assembly
CCGAAGAAGGGGAAUUGUUGAGCUUUCCAGAAGUGUGAUUGAGUAGGAUUCAAAGGAGCUCCAUUUCUGGGUGUUCUUCCUUGAUAGGUUAGCUUCGAAACAGAAGGUUCUUUUAGGGAAAUGGUGAAGGAAAUGGUGGGAGCUUGAUCCCGUGGAUGGGAUUCCUCCCAGCAAAUCCAAAUCUGUUUUCCUCUAAAUAUCCGCCAUGUUUGCUUUCUCUUUUUUUAGUUUUAGAUAUGCAUUUUUCUGAUAUUGUAAUUUUGGCGCUAUAAAAAUAAUGUACUUUUAUCUUCUGUCCGCUUUAACAUCGCGCCAUGAAAUAUGUACUGUACUUUUAUCUUCUGUGCACUUCAAUAUUGCGCGAUGAAAAAUGUAAAUUUUACCUAUUUAAGGGCAACUCCCACAGAUACGCAGCUCACUAAUCGUCUUAAGUUUCUCUCUUCCUCUAGGCAUACUUUUAGGACCGCACGGAAAGGUAAGCCCACUCUCCGCUGACUCAUUUUUAAGUCUCUCAUUCUGGUAGAAAUUAUACAGUCAGUACUCUUUCGUGAUCAAUUGAUGCUUGUCAUCUUGAUUAUGUUUCCCUAAAUCGAUCUGUUUCUUUUCCCUCUUUUUUUGGUUUCUUGAUUUAGUUGUGCUAUUACUAGAAAUUAAUGCAUGCAGAGUUC